Drosophila hydei is the source of this 1176-nucleotide messenger RNA. RefSeq names its product short neuropeptide F (gene sNPF). The coding region runs from base 35 to 895 and encodes 286 amino acids. The transcript has 5 exons. NCBI's taxonomy places the organism in Eukaryota, Metazoa, Arthropoda, Insecta, Diptera, Drosophilidae. The record is from RefSeq and is a predicted model, not a curated record.
CAGUUCUCUCUCUCUCUGUUUGUGAGUCUUCAACAUGAUGUACUUGAAGUCUCAGCUUAGCUACGGCUGCGCCUUGGCGCUCUUCAGCCUGAGUCUCUUCAUGCUGUCCAGCGCUGAGCUUCAAGGUGCUCCCAUCAGCAGUCUCUAUGACAAUUUGCUGCAGCGAGAAUAUGCCGGACCCGUUGUCUUUCCCAAUCAUCAGGUGGAGCGCAAGGCGCAGCGUUCGCCCUCGUUGCGCUUGCGCUUCGGUCGCAGCGAUCCGGACAUGUUGAACAACAUCGUGGAGAAACGUUGGUUCGGCGAUGUCAACCAGAAGCCCAUACGAUCGCCUUCGCUGCGUCUGCGUUUCGGUCGUCGCAGCGAUCCCAAUCUGCCACAGAUGCGGCGCACAGCCUACGACGAACUGCUCGAACGUGAACUGACUCUCAACAAUCAACAGCAGCUGCUGAAUCAGCCUGCCGCUGGCUAUGAUGCCGACCUCUCAGAAGACUACGAUGCGGGCUUCGAGCGUGCCGUGCGCAAGCCUCAGCGUUUGCGCUGGGGACGUAGCGUGAUCAGCAACAUUCUAGAUCUGGGCAAUAAUCGUCUGGAGAAGGAACAGCGUGAACGAGCUCAAUUGGAACGGCACUGGCAGAAGUGGCAAGAGAUGACACGCCUGCUGUUGGCCCUGCAGCAGCAGUAUGACAACUCAGCUGGCGCAGAAUCGGGCGAGGAUCAGGAUGAAGAUCAGGAUGAGGACAAUGCGGAAUAUCAAUUUCAGCGCGAGUCUCGCAAGCCCAUGCGCUUGCGCUGGGGUCGCAGCACUGGCAAGGCGCCCACCGAACAGAAGCAAAUGCCACUAGCUGCUGCUGGUUCCGCUGAGACAGCGUCUGUGGCGCCCAAGUCGCAGAACUAAAUGAACAAAUAAAACGAUAUGAUCAAAGGACACUCUAAGCAACAACUGGGCGGAAAAUAUAACAAUACACACACACACACAGAGACACAAUACACACACCAACACAAACGCAAACGAUUUGAAACACUCGUCUGAGAGACAGUUUUUGCAGGCAUUUACGGUAAGCGCAGGGAGCUAAGGACACGUUCUAAAGAAUACAAACAUAUAAGCCGUAUACAAAUAUAUAUGUACUUAAAUAUAUAUAUAUAUAUAUACAUAACCGAUUACGUGUGUACAUUAUA